Phymastichus coffea is the source of this 1430-nucleotide messenger RNA. Its product is annotated as transmembrane protein 192. The record is from RefSeq and is a predicted model, not a curated record. Gene Ontology annotation, cellular component: lysosomal membrane; late endosome. NCBI's taxonomy places the organism in Eukaryota, Metazoa, Arthropoda, Insecta, Hymenoptera, Eulophidae. Bases 293 to 1108 code for a protein of 271 amino acids. The transcript has 4 exons.
ACUUCCUAGUUCCCAGAACGUAAAUGUCUUUUUAGUUUAUUUAUUGUGUCUGUCAGAUCGAGCUGCGAGUGGCUGUGAUAAGUAAAUGUAGGUAAAUUAAAAAAAAGAAUACGAAACGGGAUUUGCACAGUUGGCACGAAUAAAAAACACCUACUAGAAAUAACAAUAGAGUGAGACAUGACAAUUGACAUAAAAAUAUAGUAUAUGUCAAAUUUUUAGAAAGUGAUAUGUGGUAUUAUAGUUUGUUUGUCAUUUUUGAAAACUAAUUUUUCCCUUUGUUACUCAACGGGGAAUGGUCAGUCUCACACGUCAUUUAAAUACCUCUGGCAGUUUUCAGGGAGCUGUAUUUUUUGAUCCAUCAUUAAACAUGGAUGAUGAAGAAUAUCUCCAGCCAGUCUUGGUCUCUCAAGAACAAGAAAGUUUUAAGAAACUAGAUACCAUUCCUAUGGUUUCUGUACCUCUUUUUUGUGGAGUUGCUUUAGAAAUAACAGGCAUCAUAUUUGUAUCAAUAUGGCCAGAAGAAACAAAAAAAUGUGAAACAUACUUUAUAUUGCUUUAUCUUCAUUGUGCUUAUUGGCUCAUCAUCAUGAUAGUAGAUCAUUUAGUGAAAUCACGGCAUCAUAAUCUGAGAAUAUGUGGAUAUUUGGAUUUCUAUCAAUCCACUAAUCAACAUAUCAGAACACCACUGUUUAUAUCCUCCUUAUGGAAUACGUUUUAUUUAUUAUUAUCUGUCAUCUUACAUCAGAGUCACCAAUCAAAUUAUGAAGAUUAUUGUAAACUUUCUCAAUGGUUUACACCAUUAAAUUAUAUUGUACUACUCACAACUUUUGAGCUAAUUAUCAUUGUGCCAGUUUACAUAAAUUAUAUUAAAAGAGUAAGGAGAUUCAAUCGAUCAAAACCUCCACCAGAUGUUACUCGAGAAGAAUGGCUAAUGUCAUUCACUCAGAAUUCUUACACAGGAGAAGUAGGCUAUCACCAAAGAGGACUGAAUUUGGCUGAACUACUAGAAAAGCAAGCUGAUCUGAUUAGGUAUUUAAGAGAUCAUAAUGUUAAAUUAAGCCAUAGGAUGAUGCUUUUAGCAUCACAGCAACACAACAUGCAAGUUUGAAAUCUAAGUGAUCAAAGUGACAAAUAAGUAGACUGUUAUUCAUAUCUGAAAUAUUUGGGCUGUAAUACUGAUUUUAUAUAAAGUUUGUUGAAUAUUUUCUAAUAAAGAUGAUGGAAAUAAUAUUAUAAUAUCUACAGAAAAAUCAUGAUUAAAAAAGUUAUUACUUUAAUAAUAAUCCAUUUAUUUCAAUUAAGUUGAAAUUAUUGUUUAUCUCCGGGAUGGUUACAUUAAAAUAUAUUGCGAUAUUGUUUUGAAAAAAAAAUGAACUGUAUAAGUUAUAAUCAUAUCAGUGUAUUAUUAGUUUCUUCCAAAUGAAUGAAAC